AUGAGCACAAGCACACCUCCCGCAGAAAUCUUGCCUGCUGGGGUUACUAAACCCGCUGCGACAGAGGCACCAGCUAACAAACCCAUUACUGCUCCUCCUGCUGCUCCCACUGUGGGCGGCACAGGCCCAGGACCAGAGUCUCUCAAUCUUGCUACAGCAUCGCAGGCUCCCGCUCCUUCGGCUAGCGGUAACCACGUGGAAAAGGAUAGUAUUGUUAUUUUCCAGGACGAUGCCGCCAUCAAGGCCAAUCCAGUCAUUCUCGUCGAGGCUGCUCCCGCCAAAACCUUCUCUUGGACCGUCGUCCAGCCAGACGUUACGCCCAACGCCGUGGCCUUGUAUGCCAAAAACUUCGAUAAUCGGGUUGUCUCGGUUGCCAGGGUCUCUUUAAUGCCCAACGAUCCCAAGGAUAUUGAACAAACCCUUAUCUCUGUUACAAACACAUCCGCAGUACUUAAUAUCACCGCCUUUGAUAUCGGCUCACCUAAUGAUGCUUGGCGCUUCCAGCCUAUGCGUCUCGCCCUCAUUUGGUUCCAUGACCAGGAGGGUGGCAUUAGCGGCUCUGAUACGUUCGCCGUUGCCAAAGCUGGGAAAGCCACGAACAGUGGCGAUCCAGAAGUCAUAGUCGCAGCUAACAACGUUAAGAAAGCUGCCAAGUUUGAGCUUCCCCACGACAAAGACGACCUUGGAACAGCCCCUGUGCCCCGGCCCGUCAACAACGGAACCGCCAGCGCCGGCGGCAAGGGUUCAGACGAUCUCUCUACUGGUGCCAUUGCCGGCAUCGCCGUUGGAGCCGCCAUCGGUGGUCUACUUAUCACCGGUCUCAUUCUCUGGCUUUUUUUCCGCAAGCGAAAGCAAACCAGAGACCGCGAGUCGAUGCUUCUCGAAGAGCAAAAGGCCCGCGCCCUCAUCGACAAGGAGGAGCAUCGUUCCACCUCGGCUGGCUCUCCUACAUCACCAUACGCAGACGAGAAGCCCGCCGCUCGUCGCCCGGAAAGCAUGCUUCCUCCUAUUCCGUCCGCCACGCCUAUCCCUGCCCCCAUUCUCAAGUCGCCAACGUCGCCCAUUGCUCCUCCUGCUGCCCCGGCCCUCACACACAAGGCAUCCCAGGGCUCCGUGGCCGGCUCCUUCUCUUCAGCGCGCCAAGAGCAGCCUCGUCCAUCGUCAUCGGCCUCCGGUGCCGCGGCCAGAAGCAGUCCGACCCGCGAGGUCCCGUCUUCUGUCGCUCAUCUUGUUGAGGACGGCAUGACCGAUGCCGAUAUCCAACGUCUCGAAGAGGAAGAACGACAACUGGAUUUGGAAAUUGAGCGCAAGACAAAGGGAUUCAGACGCGCCUAA
This is a messenger RNA of [Torrubiella] hemipterigena, 1335 nucleotides long. The record is from the annotation of a GenBank genome assembly. NCBI's taxonomy places the organism in Eukaryota, Fungi, Ascomycota, Sordariomycetes, Hypocreales, Clavicipitaceae.